This is a messenger RNA of Balaenoptera ricei (Rice's whale), 5306 nucleotides long. RefSeq names its product synapse defective Rho GTPase homolog 2 (gene SYDE2). The coding region runs from base 72 to 4304 and encodes 1410 amino acids. The record is from RefSeq and is a predicted model, not a curated record. The transcript has 8 exons. Lineage: Eukaryota; Metazoa; Chordata; Mammalia; Artiodactyla; Balaenopteridae. Gene Ontology annotation, biological process: signal transduction.
GGCUUUCUCCCGAGCGGUGCUCCGAGCUCUCCCCGCACCAGGGGCGAGCCUGGCUGCUGAGGCGGAGGGGGAUGACGGACCCUUUGAGGAGGACGCUGUCCAGGCUCCGGGGGAGGCGGGGUCCUCGCGCCGCCGGGGGGCCCGGGCGCCGGGCGGCCGCAGCAGCCACCGUGGCGGCCUCUUCGGCUGCCGAGGGAGACGCCGGGGGUGCUCCGGACGGGUCCCUACGGGAGCGCGCCAGCGGAGCCCGGCCGAGCCUGGAGCGACCGCCGCCGUCGCCUCAGGCGUGGGGUCCUGAGGCGCGGGUCCCGGGAGGGCGGCCGGAGAGGUCGGGGGCGCUGGGGCCUCGGCCGCGCAGCGGGAAGGAGGCUGCACCCCCGGGCCGCGGGCUCACUCGCGCCUCUCUGCACGCUCCGCCGGGCUCCGAGGGCAGCGGAGAGGACGAGGAGGACGACGCCGACUACUACGAGAACCUGCCCGGCGGCUCCCAGCCCGCGCCGGAGCCUGAGGGGGCGGAGGCGGAGCGGUGGCCCCCGCCUCCCCCGGCCGCUGGCUCCUCCCCAGGGGCGGAGGGCGGCCGUCUGGAGACAGGCAGGCUGCAGACCCAGUUGCGAGAGGCCUAUUAUCUGCUGAUCCAGGCCAUGCACGACUUGCCCCCUGACUCGGGCAGGCGGCAGGGCGACCGGGGCAGGGCGGAUUGCGGCUGCCCUGCGGGAGCCCGGGCUCCGGGCCAGCCGCCUUCCCCCUGCGGCGCGGCGGCCCGCCGAGCCUGCCCCCGAGACUGCGAGCGGGGAGGCGGCGGCCGCACUUGGCAGCAGGUGUCCCCGCCCCGGUCGCCUCCGAAGGAGUCGGGGGGAGGCCGCCUGCGGACUCCUCGGAUGCUGCUGUCCUGCAGCAGAAGCCUCGACAGCCUCCGCGUGGGUGCCAAGCCGCCUCCCUUACAGCGGUGGCGGAGCGACAGCUGGAUCAGGUGCGGCGCGCGCGGGGAACCGGACGAGCCCCCGCCACGUGGAGGCGGGAUGGACGGCUGGAGCGGAGGCAGCUCCCGGGCCGCGGCGCCCUCGGGCCUCCGGACUCGCAGCUCCGAGGACCCCCGCCGCUCCUCAGGAAGCCGCGGCAAAGAAGACGGCCAGGAGGGGCUCCCCUUCCUCAAACCGCCCGCGGUGACAGUCAAGAAGCUGCAGAAGUGGAUGUACAAAGGACGCCUGCUGUCCCUGGGAAUGAAGGGUCGCGCUCGUAGGACACCCCCCGAAGUCACCCGAGCGCAGGCAACGUCUCCAAAUCUGGGCGCUUUGAAAAUGCGGGAAAGCCAAGUCGUCUCGGUGCCACCAGACCAAAGAAUUACGCUGACAGACUUAUUUGAAAAUGUCUAUGAGUCUUCAAUGAAGAGAAGAGAACUUGAAGAUCUGAAGGAUAAUAUUGGCUUCAGGGGUCAUAAGCCACUUAAUAGCAUCACUGUGUCAAAGAAACGCAAUUGGCUAUAUCAGAGUACUCUGAGAUCUUUUAAUUUGGAAGAAGAAAAUAAGAAAUGCCAAGAUAUAAGUCAUUUAUCCAUCUCACCCGUUUCUCUACCUAAACUGCAGCUGUCACGACCUUUCCUCAAAUCAUCUGAAGAAUAUUGUACAUAUAUGGUGUGUAAUGCUACAAAUUCUUCAUUAUCAAGAAACUGUUCAUUAGACUUUAAUGAGGAAAAUGAUGCAGAUGAUGAAGGAGAAAUAUGGUACAACCCCAUUCCUGAAGAUGAUGACUUUGGUAUAUCAAAUGCCUUGAGUUUUGGGGAGGCAGACUCUGCUGUUCUGAAGUUUCCUGAUGUCGGUUUGAGAGUAUUAUCUGGUAGUGACCUAAUGAAAGGAGAGCAGCACACUGAAGACUUGCUGUGCUCUUCUGAACACACAGGCGAUGUUCAGACCACACAGUCAAAUGAAAUAAAUCCUAUAGAUUCCACCUAUUCCACAGAGUUUGUGCAGCAGUACAAGCAAAAGCAUGGACACAAGACACAAGAAGGUAUAAUAGUAGAGGAGAGUCCCAUGUUGAGAUCUCCUUUUGCAGGUCCUGGGAUAGUAGCUGCUACAAAUAAGCCUGAUUUGGGAGUUACAGAACCAUCUUCUACAAGCCCUAGCCCUGUGAAAAAAGGCAGUUCAAUUCAUUGGUCUUUCCCGGAUAAAAUAAAAUCUCCACGAACUGUGAGGAAACUUUCCAUGAAAAUGAAAAGGUUGCCAGAAUUUAGCCGGAAACUGAGUGUUAAAGGAACCUUGAAUUAUGGAAACAGUCCAGAUAAUACUCCUUCCUUGUCUAAAUGUAACUGUCAAGAAAUUCAUCAUGCUGUUAUUCUACCUUCUGGGAACACAACCACAGCUGCUAAGAGGAAUGUUAUAAGCCGGUACCAUCUUGAUACUAGUGUGUCUUCUCAGCACAGCUACCAGAAGAAAACCUCUGUGAGUUCUAAGUAUUCCUGCAAAAGUGGUUACCUCAGUGAUGGAGAUUCUCCUGAACUUAUAGCUAAAUCUAGCAAACAUGGAUGUGAAAACAAAUUUGCAAAAGGAAAAGAAAUAAUUCCAAAUAGUUGCAGCAAGAAUGAAAUAGACAUUGAUGCUUUUAGACAUUAUAGCUUUUCUGAUCAACCUAAGUGUUCUCAGUACAUGUCUGGGCUCAUGAGUGUGCAUUUGUAUGGUGCUGAGGAUUUAAAACCACCUCGGAUAGAUUCAAAAGAUGUCUUUUGUGCAAUUCAGGUAGAUUCAGUAAACAAAGCCAGAACAGCUUUGCUCACAUGUCGGACAACGUUUUUAGACAUGGAUCACACUUUCAACAUAGAAAUUGAAAAUGCACAGCAUUUGAAAUUAGUAGUAUUCAGUUGGGAACCCACGCCAAGAAAAAAUCGAGUGUGUUGUCAUGGAACUGUUGUUCUUCCCACCUUAUUCAGAGUGACAAAGACACAUCAGUUGGCUGUCAAACUUGAACCUAGAGGUCUUAUUUAUGUGAAAGUGACUCUUUUGGAACAGUGGGAGAAUUCACUUCAUGGACUAGAUAUAAAUCGAGAACCAGUAAUAUUUGGUGUUGAUAUUCGAGAAGUUGUAGAGAAAGAAAAUAUAGGCUUGAUGGUACCACUCCUGAUUCAGAAAUGUAUUAUGGAAAUUGAAAAGAGAGGCUGUCAGGUAGUUGGCCUGUACCGAUUAUGUGGCUCGGCAGCAGUCAAGAAAGAACUUCGAGAGGCUUUUGAGAAGGAUAGCAAAGCUGUUGGUCUGUGUGAAAGCCAAUACCCAGAUAUAAAUGUAAUAACAGGUGUUCUUAAGGAUUAUUUAAGAGAACUUCCUUCUCCUCUGAUAACAAAGCAGCUUUAUGAGGCUGUAUUAGAUGCAAUGGCAAAAAAUCCUUUGAAAAUGUCAUCAAAUGGUUGUGAGAAUGAUCCAAGUGAUUCUAAGUACACUGUUGACCUGCUGGAUUGUCUGCCUGACGUUGAGAAGUUCCCCGACCAGGGAUCGAACCCGGGACCCCUGCAUUGGGAGCACGGAGUCUCAGCCACUGGACCACCAGGGAAGUCCCUAUAUUUCUUAUCAUAUGAGAACAGAAAGUCAAAAGCAACCCUAAUGAUGUUGUUGGAUCAUUUGAAAUUGGUGGCUUCUUAUCGUGACGUGAAUAAGAUGACUUGCCAGAAUUUGGCUGUGUGCUUUGGACCCGUAUUAUUAAGUCAGAGGCAAGAGACUUCCACCCAUAACAACAGAGUCUUCACUGAUUCAGAAGAACUUGCAAGUGCUUUGGAUUUUAAAAAACAUAUUGAAGUUCUUCAUUACUUACUUCAACUCUGGCCAGUGCAACGUUUAACUAUCAAAGAAUCAGCAAACAAUUUGUUCCCAGAGCACAAGUCUUCUCUAAAUUAUUUGAGGCGGAAGAAAGAACGACCUUACCUGUUAAAUUUGAGUGGUACUGAUUCAUCAAGAGUACUUAGGCCAAGGCAAACCAGGUUAGACAGUCCACUAAGUAAUCGUUAUGCAGGAGACUGGAGCAGCUGUGGAGAAAACUACUUUUUAAAUAUGAAAGAAAAUUUAAAUGAUGUGGAUUAUGACGAUGUGCCUUCAGAAGACAGAGAAAAUGGAGAAAACUGUAGCAAAAUGUAUGAAUCAGAUAUCAUGAUUGAACAGCCAACUCCCACAUCCAAAGAGUGCGCAUUUCAGACAUAUUUGACAAUGCAGGCUAUUGAGUCUAGGGACCGAAAAGUCAAUCUCAAAGAUCUACAAGAAAGUAUUGAUACUUUGAUUGGAAAUCUAGAGCGUGAACUCAACAAAAACAAGCUUAAUAUGAGUGUUUGAGGUUGAGAGUUUUUUUUUUUAAUAAUGUCUUAAGUUUCACAUCAAUCUUUGUCACUUUCUUGUAUCUCUCACAGUGAUGUUUUAAAUUUUUUACUCUUGAAAGCUUCAGUUACUUUCUAACAGGUUCAUGUGAUUCAAUUAAAAACACCAUUCAUUAACAUAAUUUUUACUUAUUUCAUUAGAAAAUUUUUCUUGAGGUAAAAAGAUAACCUGGACUUCUUAUGGAUAUUUGUUUAAAUCUUGCCAAUUCUGUGGAUAUAACUUUAAAAUGCACUUCUAAGAUUCACAUAAGUUAUUAGCCCCUCAAGAUUUUUGUACUUUAUAGGAACUGCUUUUCUGAAACAGAUGUUCCUUCUAGAAGAAUGCUGUGGCUGCUUAGUCUGAUUUGCAGCAUGAGUCCGUGCACACUGCAACAUCAUUCAAUCACAUUUCAUUUGCAAUGCAAAUGCUGCUAUAAGAAAACCUUUUAAUAAAUAAAAGUAAAAUUAUACAAAUAGUAAUGUAUUCUGUAUUAACAUUCAGUAAUUAUUUAAACAUAAAAUUAAAUAUUUUUAUAAUCCCGAAAAUAUGUAUAUAUUUAUAAGUGCAUAUAUAUAUAGGUAUUAGAAUGAGGGGAGGGAUUGGCUGCAGAAUCACAUGUAUCUUUAAAAUAUAUGUCAUGAGGCCAAAAUCGUUAGCUUAAAAAUGUCCUUUUCAGGGAAAGAACAUUUAAGUUAAAGGAGGAGUUGCAUAGAAACUCUUGAACCAAAACUCUAGAAACAUCUAAACAUAGAAAAAAUAGACUUUCCUUUUGUGAUUCAUAGAAAGUCACAAUAUCCCCAGUGAGAAGUCAUCCUUUAAAUUGAAAUUUUCUAACUUUUUAAGGGAUUAAGUUUUGAGAUUUCUGCACUGGUGACUUAAACUUAAAAUUCUUCACCUAAUCUAUGUGUUUUUAUCUUCUGCUUUUUAAAACAAAUUAAUUAUACUUAGAACAUAUUUAUUUGUAAUAGUACAUAUAUAACU